Manihot esculenta (cassava) is the source of this 1879-nucleotide messenger RNA. Its product is annotated as phospholipase A1-Igamma2, chloroplastic. The coding region runs from base 171 to 1718 and encodes 515 amino acids. Gene Ontology annotation, biological process: lipid metabolic process. Gene Ontology annotation, molecular function: glycerophospholipase activity. The transcript has a single exon. The record is from RefSeq and is a predicted model, not a curated record. Lineage: Eukaryota; Viridiplantae; Streptophyta; Magnoliopsida; Malpighiales; Euphorbiaceae.
UUCCUUCAGGAGCCAUCGUGCUUGAAAUUUCAAACUGUCUGGUCUCGGGACCAAUUAGUCCUCCAUCUAUCAAUAAUCAUUAUAUAAACCCUUUGUUCAUCAUCAUUUGCACAUCCUAAGCAAAGAAAAAUAUCGGUUUCGUUGGUCUUCCAUUAAUUCUGAGGCCCGUCAUGGAGGUGUCAUCACUAAGACGACAUGUCGCAACGAAGAAAACUAUGUCAAGAAAAGCCACAAGGGUAUGGAGGUUGAAGCUCAGUGUCACCUGGAAAGCUAUCAAGAGGGCAUUUACAAGCAAGUUCCGGCUCCGGUUAAGCUGUGUACGGAGCAUGAAACCACUUCCCACAGCCAAAAUACAUCAAGAAACCAAAACGAAGAAAAAUGGCUGCCGUCCCCGUAGAACACUAGAGCACCUCCUCAAUGUGCCUUACACAGCAUUGGAUUUCAUCGACCGAGGAGAUUGCAUGACUCCAACGUUGUCUCCCAAGGAGAAUCUAUCCACAAGGUGGCGUGAAAUCCAUGGUUCUAACAACUGGGGAAACCUUCUUGAUCCUCUCCACCCAUGGCUUCGUCGAGAAAUUGUCAAGUAUGGAGAACUCGUUGAAGCAACUUACGAUGCCUUCGACUUCGAUCCUCUCUCUGAGUAUUGUGGGAGUUGCAGAUACAACCGGCACAAGUUUUUCCAAGAACUGGGCCUUAUCAAGCAUGGUUACGAGGUGACUAAGUACCUUUACGCUAUGUCCCACGUAGACGUGCCUGAAUGGUUCGCAGGGUCGAAUAGUGUAUGGAGUAAAGAUUCCAACUGGAUGGGAUACGUUGCUGUGAGCAACGAAGAGGAAUCGAGAAGAAUUGGCCGGCGAGACAUAGUCGUGGCAUGGCGGGGCACGGUGGCUCCCACAGAGUGGUUUACUGACCUCAAGGCAAAGCUGGAGGAAUUUGAUGAUGAAAAGGAUAAUAUUAAGGUUCAAUGUGGAUUCCUCAGCAUAUACAAAUCUAAAGAUGAGUUGACAAGAUACAACAAGUCUAGUGCUUCUGAGCAAGUUAUGGAAGAACUGAAAAAGCUCGUAAAUUUUUACAGAGAAAAUGGCGAAGAAGUCAGCUUGACACUCACAGGACAUAGUUUAGGAGGUGCAUUAGCCCUUCUCAACGCUUACGAGGCUGCAAUCUCCAUUCCCAAUCUUUUCAUCAGUGUCAUUUCUUUUGGUGCACCGAGAGUUGGGAACUUGGCCUUCAAGGAGAAGCUCAAUGAACUAGGAGUUAAAACACUUCGGAUCGUUGUCAAGCAAGAUAUAGUCCCAAAAGUUCCAGGGAUCAUCGUCAACAAAAUUAUCAACAAAAUCAACUCACUCACUCAAAGAUUGAACUGGGUUUAUAGGCAUGUGGGAACCCAGUUGAAGCUUGAUGUGUUCAUGUCGCCAUACUUGAAGCACGAAUCUGACUGGUCAGGAUGUCAUAAUUUGGAGGUUUAUCUCCAUCUCUUGGAUGGAUUCUUGGGCAAGAAAUUGAAGUAUCGAUGGAAUGCUAGGAGGGAUUUGGCAUUGGUGAACAAGUCUAGUGAUAUGUUAAUAGAAGAAUUGAAGAUUCCCGAGUUCUGGUUCCAGUUGCCUCACAAGGGACUCGUAUUGAACAAACAUGGCAGAUGGGUUAAGCCGAGUAGAGAACCUGAAGAUAUUCCUUCUCCAUUUAGUGGUGAAAUAUCAAAGCAUGAUCCUACAUUUUAGAUUUAUGUUUCCUGUAGGAUCAAGACGUUCUUUUUCUCUCUUAUUUAUUUUGAUGGUGAUUUGUUUUUUUCCAAGAAAAUUUGCCACAAAUUUGAUUUAUUGUUUACAUUUGAUCAAUUUGAUCUGAGAAUAUCUUUUGCAAAUCCAAAAUUUAUUUUGUA